Molecule: messenger RNA, 1045 nt
Organism: Cannabis sativa
Lineage: Eukaryota; Viridiplantae; Streptophyta; Magnoliopsida; Rosales; Cannabaceae
Exons: 2
Coding region: 366-923 (185 amino acids)
Source: RefSeq, a predicted model, not a curated record
CUUCAACAUUUGAGCCCCUCUGUACAGUGCAUAACUAUAAUAAUUUAUAAAGAAAUGACAAUAUCUACUGAAUCAGUUGUCGUAGUUUCAUUAGCUAAAUAGCUAGACCAAAAAAAGAAGAAAGAAAAUUGAGAAGAGGAUAAGGGGUUGAAAUUUCUGAAUGAAGACAAAGACAACAACACAAAAUUAAAAGUGGACCCACAAAUUUUUUCUAAUUUCAUUUGAGCCUGAAAACUUUAGAAAACUUAUUUAAUUAAUCUGUACUUGCGACCCAAAAUCCCAAUUCAAAGAAUUGGAAGAAGAAAUAACGUUUAAUGUAAAAAUUUAGAGGCAAAUUCAUACUAUUUGCAUUUGAGUACACAAACAUGUCUGCCAUUUCUUUCUCUAAAUUCACAGCCUCAGUAAUCUUCUCAUUAUCCAAUUCCACAUCCUCUCCUUGUUCAAUUUCUUCUCAUUUUUCUAGUUUGUAUCCUUCCCUUUUGCGGAAUUUCCCUUCUUGUUCCCAAUCGUUAUCUCGCUCUUCUCCUGGGAAACUCCAUUUCCGUUUCCACAUCCCAAGUUGUUCUUCCAAGUCUUCCGAGGCUGAAGAGGAAGAUGAGAAAGAGAAGGAGGAGGAGUCCUCUUCCCCGGAUGACGAGUGGUUGAAGAAACUCCCGGAAAAGAAGAAGCCCUUGUAUUCUCAUAGCCUCCCUUGCAUUGAAGCCUGGUUGAGAAGUUUAGGGUUUCAUCAGAGCACAGAAGACAGGGCUGUUUGGCUGGUGGAGAAGCAUGAAUGGCAUGCCCAACUCUCGCUUGAUGUAACUGAUCUCUAUAUAAGGUAUUUAAAGACUGGACCUGGAAACCUCGAAAAAGAUAUGGAAAGAAGAUUCAGUUAUGCACUGAGCAGAGAAGAUAUUGAGAAUGCUGUGCUUGGAGGACCUUAGACUUAGUCAUACUUGAGUUGAGAGUAUUUUUUUCUCCAUUGUAAGGUUUUGACUUUGCUAUAAUUUUUGGGAUGAAAUGAAUUUGUUUAGUGUUAGUAUAUUGGUUUUUACCAUUUUUGAAA